Molecule: messenger RNA, 1054 nt
Organism: Pistacia vera
Lineage: Eukaryota; Viridiplantae; Streptophyta; Magnoliopsida; Sapindales; Anacardiaceae
Product: receptor-like protein EIX1
Exons: 2
Coding region: 14-1045 (343 amino acids)
Molecular function (GO): protein binding
Source: RefSeq, a predicted model, not a curated record
UCAGAAGGCAUAAAUGGGUGUCAGCGUUGGUUUCAGCUCAACUCAUCUUCCCAUUUUGCCAGUUUUUCUGUUGUAUUUCGCAGCACUUUUCUGUCUAGAUAUCAUUAAGCUAUGUUUCAGUGAUGCAAAUAUCAGUAUCUUAUGCCUAGACUCCGAGAGAGAGGGGCUUCUCUCCUUCAAAACAACCCUCACUGAUCCUUCUGGCAGGCUUUCUUCUUGGACAGGUGAAGAAUGCUGCAAAUGGAAUGGCAUCGAAUGCAGCAACCGAACUGGUCGUGUCACCAAUCUCAACCUCAGGAAUCCGUAUCAGUUAAUUAAUGGUGGAGUAGGUGAUCCAACGGUUUAUAAGAGGUCUUGUUUGGGUGGAAAAAUCAAUCCUGCUUUGUUGCAACUGGAACAUUUAAAGUGCUUGGACUUGAGCAUGAAUGACUUUGAAGGAACCCAAAUUCCUGAGUUCUUUGAUUCAUACAGCAGUACUCGUCCACCGGAGUCGCGCGCUGAGAAUCUAAACUGGAUUUCAGGUCUCACUUCCUUGAAGUACCUUAACUUAGGAUUUGUGAAACUGGAUAGUGCUGGAACUGAUUGGCUGCAAGCAUUAAAUAAACUUUCUGCCCUGGUGGAGCUACGUCUGCAUUGGUGUAAACUUCAGGUUCCACUUUCAUUGCCAUUCAUUAACUUCACUUCACUUUCAGUUCUUGAUUUGUCAGAAAAUUCUUUUAAUUCUGAAAUCCCUGAAUGGUUAUUCAACCUUACAAGCCUUUCCAAGCUGUAUCUCAGAUGGAAUUUCUUUAAUGGUCCCAUUCCUGGUGAGUUUGCAAACCUGAAACUUCUUGAAGUUCUUGAUUUGUCUAACAAUUUGGACCUUGGAGGCGAAAUUCCAAGUUUCUUUGGAAAUCUUUCCAGGCUGAAGAGUUUAGAUCUUUCUGCAAACAAUUUGAACGGUGAGAUUCAGGAGUUUUUGGGUGGUUUCUCAAACAGGCCAAACAACUUAGUAUUUCUUGAUCAAGUUCUAAUUCACUGGAAGGAGAAUUGCCCGAAUCAUUAGGAAAUCUUA